GGGCGGAGCUGCGCGGCGCUGAUGGUGGAGGCCCCAUGUUGAUGUCCCCGGCGUCCUCCGCGCCUGCCUAGAUCAAUCAUGUCAUCCUUUCAAGAAGUUCCAUCUUCAGCUAACGCUUUACAGACUUCCAAUUUUGCACAUGUGAUUUUUCAGAAUGUGGCCAAAAGUUAUCUUCCAAACACACACCUUGAAUGUCACUACACUCUGACCCAGUUUAUCCAUCCUCAUCAGAAAGACUGGGUUGGUAUUUUCAAGGUUGGUUGGAGUACUGCAAGAGAUUAUUACACGUUUCUGUGGUCACCUAUGCCAGAAAAUUAUGUGGAAGGAUCAACUGUCAACUGUGUCCUGAACUUUCAAGGAUAUUACCUACCAAAUGAUGAUGGAGAAUUCUACCAGUUCUGUUACGUGACUCAUAAAGGAGAAAUCCGUGGAGCAAGCACACCUUUCCAGUUCCGUACCUCUUCUCCUGUUGAAGAAUUGCUCACUAUGGAAGAUGAAGGAAACUCUGACAUGCUGGUGGUGACCACAAAAGCUGGACUUCUUGAGUUUAAAAUUGAAAAAAUAGUAAAAGAAAAAGAAGAGCUAUUAAAGGUUACUUCUGUUCUGGAGAAAGAAACAGCACAACUCCGGGAUCAAGUUGAAAGACUGGAAAAAGAACUUAACCUUGAAAAGCAGAGAUGUGACCAACUGCAAACAGAGCAAAAGACUAAUAUUCAAGCAUCAGAAAGUCUGAAAACUGAAAACGAUGAUUUGAAGAAGAAGCAUGAUGAGGUUGCUUCAAAAGUGCUCCAGCUUGAGGAAGACAUCAUGACUGUUACUCAGAAAGCCAUUGCAAAAGAAACAGAGUUAGACAGUAUGAAGGACAAGCUGAAGAAAGUGAUGCUUGAGAAGGAGCAACUUGAAUGCGUGUUAAAAACAGAAAAGGAUGAAAAAGAACUUUAUAAGAUACACUUGAAGAAUACAGAAAUAGAAAACACCAAACUAGUAAAAGAGAUCGAGACGUUUAAGAAUUUGGAUGCAAACAAAGAAAACAUGAUAUCGUAUUAUAAAGAGGAGGUUGGCAGAUUACAGCUAUUUAUAGCUGAAAAAGAAAAUAUGAAGAAAGCUUUUUUGCUCACCUCAUCAAAUAAGGAGGAUGCAGCUAUUUUAAAAGAGCAGCUUCGGAAAGCUGAAGAUCAGAUUCAGGCUAGCAAACAAGAAGCUGUCCUAAUGUCAAAAGAGCUGAGUGACGCAGUAAAUGUGCGGGAUAAAACAAUGGCAGAUCUUCACAGUGCACGUCUGGAAAAUGAGAAGUUGAAAAAGCAGCUUGCCGAUGCUUUAGCUGAACUUAAGAAAAUCACAGCUUUGAAAAAUGAACAGGAAACUUCAAACACAACGGAGCAGGAACUGCGCAGAGAAGUUGAAGAUCUGAAGCUUCGUUUACAAAUGGCUGCUGACCAUUACAAGGAAAAAUUCAAAGAAUGUCAAAAACUUCAGAAACAAGUGAACAAGUUUACAGAACAGGCAAAAAUCGUGGGGAAUCAGCAGAAACUGACAGAUGCAUCUAACACUGUGACAGCUACUGCCAUCGUUACAGACAAAAAGUUGCCUGCAUCUCCAGUUAGCCCCAUUUCAUCUGAUGUAGUUUCGGAAUUCAUGGUUAAGGAGCAAGUACGUGAAAUGAAUAAAGAAAUUGCUGAGAAAACAGAGAAGUAUAAGAAAUGCAAGCAAAUGUUGGCAGGUGAGAAGAUGAAAUGCAGCGCUUAUGCUGAUGAACUAGCUAAACUGGAGCUGAAAUGGAAAGAGCAAGUGAAAAUCAAUGAGAGUAUAAAAUUACAGCUAGCAGCAAUGGAGGAUCAGUAUAAAGUUCAGCUGGCAGAAAAAGAGAGACGCAUAAAGGAACUGGCAUCACAGCUGGAACUCUUUACCACUGAGAAGGAACUUGGCAAGACAGCAGGAAAUCAAGCUGGGAGGAUGAUGGAAGGACAGAUUUCACAGCCGACAUUACAUUUUCGCAACCCGUACUCAGAGGAGAAUGGACCAGUUCCUGCAGUGCCAAGUAGACUACCAGUACUGCAGUAUGGAAACCCUUAUGCAAUUCAGGAAAGAAGAGAUGGAGCAGAUGGUGCCUUUAAUCCUGAUGAGAUCCAAAGACCACCUGCUAGAACUUCCUUCUGGGGGCUAGAAGAUGAUGUAGUGUGCAGUCAGCCUUCACGCAAUCUCAGUCGGCCUGAUGGUUUAGAAGAUCCUGAGGAUAGCAAUGAUGAUGACAACACCGCACCUUCUGCUCCUGAUCCGCCAAGCAUCCUUCUGCAUGAACGUGGGACGGGUUUUUGCUUUGAUUCCAGCUUUGAUGUGCGCAAGAAAUGCCCUCUUUGCGAUCUGAUGUUUCCACCCAACUACGACCAGAGCAAGUUUGAGGAGCACGUGGAGAGCCACUGGAAGGUGUGCCCCAUGUGCAGCGAGCAGUUCCCACCUGACUACGACCAGCAGGGCUUCGAGAGGCAUGUUCAGACGCACUUUGAUCAGAACGUUUUAAACUUUGAUUAAAUACUUCUGUUUUGCGGUGUAGCUUAAACAGAAACUACUUUGAGUAGUCUACCUAUGGAAAACAAACAGCACAUCUUUCCUUUAACAGUGCAAAUCUCUGAGUAAAGCUAGUGUACUCUAAUGGGAGCCAUGAUAAGUCUUGGCUGUGAGCUGCUAUUUGGGUUAUCUUCUCUCUACCUAACAUUAUACUAAAAAACCCAACAAAAAAAAACCCCUUUGUUGUGUAUGUAGUUAUUUAUUCCCCUACUUAGUGGCAGUUGUUAAGGACGCGGGAAUGACAGCCUCAGAAAAAAGCCCACCUUCAUGAUGUUCUUCAGCUGUAUAGAAAACCACCCGAACACCUCUGGCUCUCUUCUCCGUGAUAGCUGAGGCGUGAUUAAAACGUAAUACACGGAUGCUUCUCCUCAUGGAGUCCUGCACUCUCUUUGAGUAUCAGUUAAAUCAGAAAGUGAUAGAGUUAACCCAGUGAAAAUAGAGUUUUCUAGAACCUUUCUGCAGUGUGGCUGCAUGUACUGUGAGAUUACAUGCCCGCAACGAAAGCAAGGGUGGGUCCUUCAGUUUUACACAUAGAAUGUAUUUGCCUUAAGGAUUAAUGUUAAAUGAACGAUGUUGUACUUCAAGGCAGUAUUUUUGAGUUGAAAGAUAAGGCUGUGCUUAAAUGCCUGGAAAUGAAUUCUUUAAGUCAUUAACCAUUACGUUGCAACUGCAUUCAGUAGAAAACGUUAUAUUUUCACAACAGUGAAUUGUGUUUGUUUUGGCUUUUAAAACCUUUUAACUUUAUGUAUUUCUUUCUAGUAAAUAUAAAUGUGUGUAUAUCUAAACAUUUUAUAUUUACUUAACUGUAUUAAGUAAAAUUGCUAUCCACUUGUUGUACAGUAGUCUUGUUACAUUAAAAGCGAAGUUACUCAUGGACUCCGUGGUCCUGUUUUCCUGCUGCUUGUUUUGAAAUAAAGCAGAGUUCAGGUGUUGCAUCGUU
Gallus gallus (chicken) is the source of this 3505-nucleotide messenger RNA. It is a transcript of the gene TAX1BP1, whose product is annotated as Tax1 binding protein 1. Gene Ontology annotation, biological process: negative regulation of apoptotic process. NCBI's taxonomy places the organism in Eukaryota, Metazoa, Chordata, Aves, Galliformes, Phasianidae. The record is from RefSeq and is marked validated. The transcript has 18 exons. The coding region runs from base 79 to 2529 and encodes 816 amino acids.